This is a messenger RNA of Eremothecium gossypii ATCC 10895, 1107 nucleotides long. It is a transcript of the gene RBG2, whose product is annotated as Rbg2p. Gene Ontology annotation, biological process: cytoplasmic translation. The coding region runs from base 1 to 1107 and encodes 368 amino acids. Lineage: Eukaryota; Fungi; Ascomycota; Saccharomycetes; Saccharomycetales; Saccharomycetaceae. Gene Ontology annotation, molecular function: GTPase activity; GTP binding. The record is from RefSeq and is marked provisional. Gene Ontology annotation, cellular component: cytoplasm. The transcript has a single exon.
AUGGGUGUGAUCGAGAAAAUUAAGGCGAUUGAGGAGGAGAUGGCCCGUACGCAGAAGAAUAAGGCGACGGAGCACCAUCUCGGACUCUUGAAGGGUAAGCUGGCGCGCUAUAGGCAGCAACUGUUAGAGGAGAGCACUGCAUCCAGCGGAGGGGGCGGCACUGGCUUUGAGGUGGCCAAGUCGGGUGAUGCACGGGUGGUGCUGAUCGGAUACCCUUCUGUCGGGAAGUCGUCGCUGCUGGGCAAGGUGACCACGACGAAGUCAGAGGUUGCGCACUACGCCUUCACUACAUUGACCUCGGUGCCUGGUGUGCUAAAGUACCAGGGCGCAGAGAUCCAGAUGGUGGACCUGCCGGGUAUCAUCCACGGGGCGUCCAAGGGCAAGGGUCGUGGUCGCCAGGUGAUUGCCACGGCUCGGACGGCCGACCUGAUCGUGAUGGUGCUGGAUGCGACGAAGAGCAAUCACCAGCGCGAGUCUCUUGAGCGCGAGCUGGAGACAAUGGGUAUCCGGCUCAACAAGGAGAAACCGAACAUAUACUUCAAGAAGAAGGAGACGGGUGGGCUCAAGAUCACAUUUACGUCGCCGGAUCGCUCCAAUUUGACAGAGGAAGCAAUCAAGCUGAUUCUGCGCGACUACCGUAUCCACAACGCGGAUAUUUUAGUGCGGGACUCCUCUUGCACGAUCGAUGACUUCAUCGAUGUUUUGAACGAGCAGCAUCGCAAUUAUAUCAAAUGCCUGUAUGUGUACAACAAGAUUGAUGCUGUCUCGCUGGAAGAAGUGGAUCGCUUGGCUCGCGAGCCUAAUACCGUAGUCAUGUCUUGUGAAAUGGACCUGGGCCUUGAAGACGUUGUGGACGAGAUAUGGUACCAAUUGCAUUUGAACCGUGUCUUCACAAAGAAACGCGGGGUUAGGCCAGACUUUUCUGAUCCUCUUGUGGUGCGGAAUGGCUCUACAGUCGGAGACUUGUGUCAUCAGAUCCACAGGGACUUUAAAGAUAAGUUCAAGUAUGCUCUAGUCUGGGGAUCAUCUGCGAAGCACUCGCCCCAGAAAUGCGGUCUCAAUCAUAAGAUACAUGAUGAAGAUGUAAUCAGUCUCUUCACUAAGUAG